AUGACAUAUUCCCUGGAGUUCGGACUUGUCAAUGCUGCAAACAGAUACCUGACUGCCGAACCUUUCCGUUUCCAGGUGACAGCCACAGGCAAACAACUGAAGCCUCGGCAGGUGUGGGUGCUGCAAUUUGUGACCCCACAUGGAGCCGGAGCAGCUGGCCCCGGAGAAGGGGCUGCCCAGAAAGUUCACCUUAUCAGUGCCCUGAAACGCUACUUAGCAGCUGACCCAAACGGCAAAGUCACCUGUGACCAGGAUAAACCGGGGCCUCAGACGUUCUUCCUGCUGCAUCAGUAUCCAGAUGGCAAGGUGUGUCUGCAAAAUGAGCAGUCCAAGCGUUACCUGGGUGGGGCAGAGGACAAUGUUACCUGCUUUGCCCAGGCUUCCAGUGAAACAGAAAAGUGGACCCUGCACCUGGCAGUGCACCCCAAUGUUGCACUCUAUAACCCCAACAGGAAGCGUUAUGUGCGUUAUGAUGAGAAGGCUGAGGUAUUGCGCUGUGAUCGUGAUGUGCCUUGGGGGGCGGAAUCAGUCAUCAGUAUCUACUACGAUUUCAAAGUGAAGAAGUAUGGAUUGAGAAAUGGGGCAGGUAAACUCUUAGCUUCCAAUGGUUCACUGCUAUCUGAAGUUACUGCACAAACCAUGUACUCCUUGGAAGUCCAUGGUGGCUUGGUUGCUUUCCGGGAUGAUGAGGGAAAGUACUUGACUGGGCGAGAGGGUAGCAUGAAAACCCUAAAGAUGGACAGACCUGGACGGGAUGAACUUUUCAGCGUGGAAGCGAGCCCUGCCCAAGUUUCACUGCGCUCUUCUUCUACCAACAAGUUUGUCUGUUGCAAGCCUGGUGCUGACCUCUAUGCCACUGCAAUGGCAGUAAGCAACACAGAGAUCUUCCAACUGAUGUUCGAUGACACUACAAAGAAGGUCUGCUUCCGUGGCCAUAGUGGCACGUACAUGUCCUUGGGACCCAAUGACUGUAUCAUUAGCAGCACCAAACAGGACAAAAAUGCUUGGUUUGAACUCCAGUAUCAGGAUCAGAAAGUGUUGCUUCACAUGGGAGACAAGUAUGUGUCUAUGCGGCCCAACGGACAGCUCCUUGCAGUCCCCAAAGCUGCAGGUAAAAGUGAAGAUUUUCUGAUAGUUCUGGUGAACCGGCCUCUACUGAUCCUGCACAGUGACGCUGGUUAUGUUGGUCUGACUUCUGACAUGAAGCGGUUGGAAGGGAACUGUUCUGACUACGUGCUCAACAGCCUGUCACUCAGUGAAGAUGGCUACUAUAAUUUCCAAAUUGGUGGCAAAUAUUGGUCCUUGGAUAAAGAUGGGCAAAUCCUGGUAACCAGUGACCGUCCUGGCAAUUUCAGCCUCCAGUUUGUAUCCUCCACCAGUCUUAUAAUCAAGGCUUCCAACAACAAAUAUCUUAUGGCUGAUCAAGGAGGCCGAGUAUGGACUGGGUCUACUGAUGCAUCAAGUGCAACUCUGUUCCAUUAUUGA
Messenger RNA from Thamnophis sirtalis, 1485 nucleotides. Its product is annotated as fascin-like. Gene Ontology annotation, molecular function: actin filament binding; protein-macromolecule adaptor activity. The record is from RefSeq and is a predicted model, not a curated record. Gene Ontology annotation, cellular component: growth cone; filopodium; cytoplasm. Gene Ontology annotation, biological process: establishment or maintenance of cell polarity; cell migration; actin filament bundle assembly. Lineage: Eukaryota; Metazoa; Chordata; Lepidosauria; Squamata; Natricidae.